This is a messenger RNA of Vitis vinifera (wine grape), 1108 nucleotides long. Its product is annotated as LEAF RUST 10 DISEASE-RESISTANCE LOCUS RECEPTOR-LIKE PROTEIN KINASE-like 2.7. Lineage: Eukaryota; Viridiplantae; Streptophyta; Magnoliopsida; Vitales; Vitaceae. The transcript has a single exon. The coding region runs from base 72 to 965 and encodes 297 amino acids. The record is from RefSeq and is a predicted model, not a curated record. Gene Ontology annotation, molecular function: polysaccharide binding.
CAUCACUCUACUCAUAUCUCUGCUCACUUCCCCUCCAUUAAUUCACUUCCCAUGAGCUAUAUCUCCUCAAGAUGCAUCCCAAGUUCUUCCCAUCCACCCACUUCAUCUCAAUCCUCAUCUUCCUCCUCUCCCAUCACUUCCCAAUAUCGAUCCGGUGUGAAGAUUCUCCAUAUGUGAAAUGCAAUUUUCCCGUCCAAUGUGAUGAUGAAGUGGGCAAAAUUGUGUACCCUUUCUGGGUAGAUGGGUACCAACCUGAUUACUGUGGUCAUCCGGCGUUCAAGCUCGACUGCAUGGGAUUUAAGGUCACCAUAGAGAUGAUGCACGGAAAAUAUGAUGUCAUUAACAUCAAUUAUGAGGCUCAAAUCCUGACGAUUGCCAGAGUCAAUGAAUUCUUCAUUAAAGAUAUAUUGUGUCCUGAACAGAAUGCAACCAUGGAUUCCACCCUCUUCAAAUACACUUCCAACACCCAGAAUGCCACCCUGUUCUACAAGUGUCCCCCAGGGUUUGAACAUCCCGCGACUUGGAAAUUUAUCUGUUUGAAAUUCGGUGCUCUAGACUGUGCUUUUUUUGUGUUAAAUACGUCCCUGGCCACUGAACUCGUAAGCAUAUGCGGGGCUGGUGUGGUCGUUCCGGUUCUUGCAACUGCUGCUCAGGGCUUUAUGAAUCAUUCAUUAGCUUUUGAUCAAGUUCUGAAGGAAGGGUUUGAGGUGAAAUGGACAGUAGAAGAGGGACAAUGUCGAGGUUGUGCUGAGUCUGGAGGUAGAUGUGGAUAUAAUUUGAGUUCGAGCCAACCUAGUUGUUAUUGUCCUGACAAACCUUAUUCAACAAGCUGUCCAACUCUAAAGGCACCGCCACCGAUUGCACCAACUCCAACUGCUUUGAAUUCGCCAAAGUCAAGUACGCAUCCCUUUUCUUCUCAAGAUAUAUUUCUAUCUCCAUUCUUUCUGCACUGCUUCUUUUAUUAGAUCAAAACAUCUGCAGCGAUGAGCUGAUUCAAAGUUAUUUGGAUACCCAGCAAUGAUUUUCCAUGUCAAAUAUUCAAUUUCAAUAAUUUUAGGAAGAUUUUAAAAUAUUAAAUUGUUUUUCAAAUGUAUUUACUACAUUUAUA